Serendipita indica DSM 11827 is the source of this 1860-nucleotide messenger RNA. The record is from the annotation of a GenBank genome assembly. Lineage: Eukaryota; Fungi; Basidiomycota; Agaricomycetes; Sebacinales; Serendipitaceae.
AUGAAGCGCGAGCGAGAUGAGCAAGAUGACGAGGCCAGCAGCGGCGACGAAAUUGGUCCCAUGCCUGUUCAGGAGACGCAGAUAGUGCGUAAAAAGCGCAAAGUGCUGCCACAUGAGAAGAUUUACUUGGAUCAUUUACCAUCCGCAGAUCAGUACUACAAGAGCUUUAUGCACAGGGAAACUGUCAAUUUCGUCGUCGCCACUCGGACAGAGUUUAUCAUAACAGCAUCGACAGAUGGUCACGUCAAGUUCUGGAAGAAACAAGAAGUCGGGAUCGAGUUUGUCAAGCACUACCAUGCCCAUCUGGCGCCCAUUGUCGGCGUGACGGCGAGUGCAGACGGUGCGAGUUUUGCAAGCGUAGCAGCAGAUGGUAGUUGCAAGGUCUUUGACGUGGUCAACUUUGACUUGAUCAACAUGCUCGAACUCGACUUUACUCCUGCUGCAUGCUGUUGGGUACACAAGCGUGGACAGGCACGCACGCUGCUUGCAGUCACCGAAAAGGGGACAGGAAAGAUUCGAAUCUUUGAUGGUCGAGGGACAAAAGAGCCUCUUCAUGUCGUGGAAAAGCUCCACAAAACUACCGUUCACGUCCUAGCAUACGCAGAUGUCUACGAUACAGUCAUCUCUGCAGAUGAAUCCGGGUUCCUCGAAUACUGGCAACCGAGUGAGCCGUUUGAACUGCCCGCGGUUCCAGGAAUGUGGUCAUACAAGUCGAAUACGGAUCUAUACGAAUUCAAGAAGACCCGCACCGCACCGACAUCCAUCACCAUCUCCCCGAACCAAUCUCACUUUGUGACGUUGACUGCCUCGGAUCGACAGAUUCGCGUUUUUGAUCUGCUAAGCGGGAAAAAGACGCGUGUAUACGACGAGAGUCUGCAGGCUAUUCAAGAUAUGCAACAAGCUGGAACAGCCGUCUACAAGGUGGAAGACAUGGAAUUUGGACGGAGGCUGGCCGUCGAGCGCGAGAUUGAGGAAGAUGAGGUGGCGAGUCGGAGUAUGAAUGCGGUAUGGGACGAAAGCAGCAACUUUAUCCUCUACCCGACCCUUCUCGGCAUCAAAGUGGUAAAUAUUGUGUCGAACAAGGUCGUCCGCAUCCUCGGAAAGGAAGAGUCUACUCGAUGGCUAAAUCUCAGCCUCUACCAAGGCGCACCCGCCAAAAAGGGACUCACGACAGCUGCAAUGGCCGCGUCGGCCAAUCCUCUUCUCGCUGAACGGGGUGUGCGUGAUCCGACACUAUUCUGCACGGCGUACAAGAAGAAUCGGUUCUACAUGUUUACACGCAGCGAGCCAGAAGGAGAACGGGAUAUUUUCAAUGAGCGGCCUACGCGCGAAGAACAAACGAUUGCGCAGACGACGGGUGCUGGCUCUGGGAGAGGACCAUCGCGACUCGCUCGUAACGCCGUGGUACAUACGACGAUGGGCGAUAUCUUCAUCAAGCUCUUUCCUGAGCAGGCGCCCAAGGCGGUGGAAAACUUUGUGGGACAUGCGCGGAGCGGCUACUUUGAGGGCGUCUUGUUCCAUCGUGUCAUUGCCAAGUUUAUGAUCCAAACCGGAGAUCCUCUUGGGGACGGGACGGGUGGCGAGUCGAUAUGGGGUCAUGAUUUUGAAGACGAGUUUUCAGACGAAUUGAAGCAUGAUAGGCCUUAUACAGUGUCGAUGGCGAACCCUGGACGGCCGAAUUGCAACGGUUCUCAAUGGUUUAUCACGACGACGGCUACACCUUGGCUGGACAAGAAGCACACCAUUUUCGGAAGGGCGGUUGCGGGGCUCGAGGUGAUUCACAAUAUUGAAAACGUGAAAACGACUCGAUCCGACAAGCCAAUGGAGGACAUUAAGAUUAUCAACAUUUCGAUUGAAUAG